AUGGAGAAGAUCAAAUGCGCUAUACUCGGAGUAACGAAGCCAGGAUACCAUACAGCGGAAGCUAUGAAUUACCGUAAGGUGGGAAGGAAAGUAGGAAACGAACAAAUCAUCGGCAAGUACACUCCUGACGCAUCGAAUGAUGGCGGACGCAUGCUCACAGAAAUAUUAACCAAAUUAGGAUUACGUGAAAGGACGAUUAUGGACCUGGAAAGGUUUUAUGGAUUGGUGCACAACCAGAUCGACUUCACUUGCUCUCCUCCAUCCCCAACCGUUCUCGGCUGCGAAGUCAUAAACAACUUUUUGUUCAUUUCUGAUCGUCGCCUGAUUCGAAUGCAAAUGAUUGUUCGUAAUAAUGUCGGUCGUACUUUAAUCCGGCCAUAUCGUUCUCCUCUAACCCGACUUUACCUAGACCGUGAGUUGUACAAAGUUCGACUCAGUCUCCUUCCUAAUCAGCCUUGUCCUCAAAAUGCACAGCAAGCCUACGAAAGUAUUCGAUCAUUUGUAGAGAAUGCCGCUGAUGGAUGCUGGUCCAUCCAAACAGGCCCUCCAAGAAUCAGUUUCAGAACCCAAACUCUCCUCUCCGAGCGGAUUACUCUCCGGAAUAACUCAUCUUCAGUUGGUCGCAUAGCAUACUCCAUCAUUUGCAAAGCAUCUAGAUUAGCCCUAUUGGAGGAUAUACGUCAGCGAAAAACAAUAAUUGUACAAAAAGCAACUGAAAGGGGCAGAAGUAUGAUUGAAGCGCAAAGAAAAGGGAUCCUUAGAAAUAGAAGACUUUUGAUAAAGGACUCAACAACCGGAGAGUUCUCACAACGGGCAACAGAAACCGCAGUAGUGUCAUAUUACAACAACUUUGUAGAUCAGCCAUCAACUUUCCUCUGA
Molecule: messenger RNA, 879 nt
Organism: Haemonchus placei
Lineage: Eukaryota; Metazoa; Nematoda; Chromadorea; Rhabditida; Trichostrongylidae
Source: the annotation of a GenBank genome assembly